AUGCGUUCCAGUCGUCGCACCUGGAGAAUUCGCGGCGUUCCACGGGAGUUUGACAAAGACAGCCUGGCCCGUGCUCUUCGAUAUCACUCAAAUCUACAAUGGGCUGGCGAAUACAAAGCAGAAAAUGUCGACACCGGCGGUAACGACGUCAGAGUUCACACUCUCGCACCGGAUCUCCGAGGCGACGAGCAGGUAGCCACCGUACGCUUCGACAACCUCCCAUCGCAGCUGUCUGACCUAGGGGCUAGGGGUCAGUUGUCGAUCAGUAUUGACAUAGAUGCGGAAAAUCGGCCAGUGGGACACCAAUGCGAGCGUGCGACCAUUCGAAGCGUCGAAGUCUCCAUCGAUGAGCACUUUGAUGGGAUAACAACACUUAUCUCGCCCGUCACUGAUGAGAACCAUCAAAUCGAUAUUCUUGCUGUUUCAGGCCUAGGCAGUCAUCCCUUUGGAUCGUUCGUGCACAAGGAGGACGGAAAUAUGUGGUUGACGAACAAUCUCCCACGAGAUAUUCCUACCGCCCGAGUAAUGAUCUUCGGCUAUGAAAGCAGGUUACAGGAUAGCACCAGCCUUGUUCAACUCGAGGAUCUAGCCAGCCCGCUUCAAGAUGCUGUGAGUCGACUGUUACGUUCCGACAGGGGCAAGCCCCUUCUUCUCAUCGGUCACAGUCUCGGCGGGCUGCUGGCCAAACAGGUAUUGAUUCGAGUUGCUGAGUCCCGGUCCGACUUCGCAUCGGAACUCCCUAGCCUCCGCGACAUGAUCCUCGGAUUGCUUCUCUUCGGUACGCCUAACGAUGGCUUGGAUGUCGAAUCGCUUGUACCAAUGGUGAACGACCAGCCGAACCGGUCUCUCCUUGAGUCACUCAAACCCAAUUCUCCAGUCUUGAAGAGGCAGAGACAGGAAUUCUCGAUGGUCCUGGAACGCACGAAGUUCCAGUUGAUUUGCUUUUAUGAGACAGAAUUGUCACCAACAGCUGCUAAGGAUCCAACAACCGGACAAUACAAGAUGAGCGGUCCGCGCCGAUGCCUCGUCAGCGAACCUUCUGCAACCCGCUGUCUGCCUGAUGGUGUUUCUUCGACCCAUUCCAUAGCAAUUCGUCGGACACAUUCAGAUCUAGUCAAGUUCUCGACCUACGACGCCGAGUACGACAGAAUUGCCUACGUCCUUGAACGGAUACAGAGAAGGGAAUACCAAUAUUCUCAGGUCAGAUGGAAUUCGCAAUACAAGAACCCAUCCCACGAAUUGGAAGAAAUACUGGUCGAUAAGCCAGCCAAGAGAUCCGCGGAGGAGACGCUCCCGUCGCCGAUUGGAAAGCGGCCUCGAAUAGCCAGCAAUCUAUCAAAAAACAACAAUCUGCAAGCUGGCAGCAACCACGCCCCACGCGAUCCAUUCCUACACGAUGAGAUGAAACACCUUAAAGAGGCACUCGUACAACAGCUAUAUUUUUCCAAGAUCGACGAGCGCCUAACACACCUAACACCUGCCCAAGGAACGACAUGCCGCUGGUUCCUCAACGAGCCCAAGUACAAGUCUUGGCAAGAUAUGGAUCAGCAGUCAGAUCACGGCGGUUUCCUUUGGAUCAAAGGCAAUCCAGGCACCGGAAAGUCGACUUUAAUGAAACACCUUUUCGAAGCAGCCAAACUCAACGCGAAGGGUGACACCUUGCGACUUACGUUGUCAUUUUUCUUCCUCGCGAGAGGCGCGGUUGAGGAGAAGACAACGACUGGUCUUUACCGCUCUCUUCUUCAUCAGCUCUUUGAGAUGGCCCCGGAUCUUCAAGAUAGUCUGGAGUGGUUGACAGCUGAUGGUGCCAGAACGGUCCAAGGGAAUGGGUGGUCUGAGGAGGCGUUGCAGCAGACGUUGAAGCAUGCUGUUCCAAAGCUGCGGAAUCGGUCGUUGACUAUUUUCGUGGAUGCACUCGAUGAAUGCGAUGAAAACAAGGCUGGUGAGAUGGUGUCCUUCUUCGAAGACCUAUGUGAUUGCGCGGCAGAAGCAAGGGCUCGGUUGCAGGUCUGUUUCUCUAGUCGGUAUUAUCCGACUGUUGUCGUCGAGAAGGGCAUUGAAGUCAAUUUAGAAGACGAAAUGGGGCAUACGGAGGACAUCAAGAAAUAUGUCAAAUCGAGACUGAAGCUGAAGUCGAAGCACGCCGAGGCACUCAGAUCUGAAAUUCUUGAGAAAUCUUCUGGGAUAUUCCUCUGGGUCGUCUUGGUUCUUGAUAUACUCAACAACGAUACCUCCGUUUCCAUUUUGAAGAAACGCGAACGUCUCAAGGAAAUCCCGACGAGACUGAACGACCUAUUUCGGAUGAUGAUUACAAGGGACGGCGAAAACCUCGAACAACUACAUCUUUGUCUCCAAUGGGUUCUCUUCGCGUCCCGUGCUCUGAAGCCCCAGGAGCUCUAUUUCGCCAUCCAAUUUGGUUCCGACAAGGAAUGCUCGGGCUUUUGGGACCAAGCAGAUUUGGACUUGGACGACAUGAAGACUUUUGUGAGGAGUUCUUCUAAGGGCCUGGCUGAAGUUACGAGGAACAAGGCCUCCGAGGUCCAAUUCAUUCACGAGUCUGUCCGAGAUUUCUUGUUGGGUAAAUAUGGGGGCCAGUGGUCAGGGGCUUCCGAAAAUUUCAGGAGUUGCGCGCACCAAGUCUUGAGGGACUGCUGCCUUGUUCAGGUGAACGCUUCAAUCAGCCUGUACGCCGAAAUUCCAGAUUCUCUACCACAGGAUCCCAAGGUAGCGCGACAACUACGGGAGGACAUUAGCUUGAAGUUUCCAUUUCUCGAAUACUCUGUUCAUAAUGUCCUUCAUCAUUCCAACCUUUCUCAACGGAAUAGGUUAGAGCAGGGGCAGUUUCUUGCCGAUUUUCCUCUGCAACAAUGGAUUCUCCUCAACAAUGCUCUCGAGCAGUACAACAUUCGGAGAUAUACGAAGUCAGUCAGUCUGCUUUAUAUAUUUGCGGAGAGAAACCUGGCCGACCUCAUUCAGAACCAUUCUGGGAGAAAGUCCUGUUUCCAUGUUGAGGAUGAACGUUACGGUGCACCAGCUCUUGCAGCACUGGCUAACCGCAGUCACGAAGCAGUCCGAGCGUUUUUAAGGGCUCAGGCGGAAGGAGAGUCACCGAUGUCUCCGCUUCAUGGCUUCUGUAAACGGUAUGAGCAGGAUGAGAACAGGCCGACCGCAUUCAGCCGCGAGUUCACUUUCAAACGAUCAAAAAGUGUUCUGCAUAAUCUUUUAAGGCACGACACGGAAACGAUGGCCCUUGUCUUUCUUUUGAGCUCGCAAGGCCCCGCUGAGUCUGUGGACUGCAGGGACGGAGAGCACCAAACGCCGCUGUGCCUUGCUGCUGCAAAGGGACACAAAGCCGUCGUUGAGUUGCUGCUCAAAAAAGGUGCUGAUAUUGAGUGGAAGGAUAACCGAUCUCGGUCACCGUUAUCAAAUGCUGCCAGGAACGGUCACGAGGUCCUGACCAGACUUCUGCUCAAAAAUGGUGCUGAUAUUGAGUCGGAGGAUGACCAUUCUCGGACACCGGUAUCGCAUGCUGCUGAGAACGGUCACGAGGUUCUUACCAGACUGCUGUUCGAAAAAGGUGUUGAUAUUGGAUCGAAUGCCAAUCAACGUGGGUCGCCAUUAUCAUACGCUGCCGGAAAAGGACGCGAAGCGGUCGUCAAACUUUUGUUGGAAAAAGGUGUUGACAUUGAAUCGGAGGAUUACUUCAGCGGGACACCAUUAUUAAGUGCUGUUGAAAGUGGGCACGAAGCCAUCGUCAGACUAUUGUUGGAAAAAGGUGCUAAUGUGGAAACAAGAGAUAUUACGGGUCGGACGCCGUUAACAUAUGCUGUUGCGUACGAGCGGGAGAAUCUUGUCAAACUGUUGCUCGAAAAUGGUGCUGACACAGUGUUGAGGUAUCGGCGUACUUGGGAGCCGGGCGAGUUUAAAGCUCUAAGACCCUCGAUGAAAACUCGCAGAAAGAUCUUUAGGCUCCUUGCCGAGAAAGGUGCUGGUAUCGAGGAUGGAGAUAACAACGGCCGGAUGGUAUCGUUGCGCGAGGUUCGCAACAAGAGCGACGACCAUGUUGAGUUGUUGCUCGAAUAUGAUGCUGAUAUUGAGUCGAUGGAUGUGAACGGCCAACCAUAG
This is a messenger RNA of Diaporthe amygdali, 4125 nucleotides long. RefSeq lists its product as uncharacterized. The transcript has 2 exons. Lineage: Eukaryota; Fungi; Ascomycota; Sordariomycetes; Diaporthales; Diaporthaceae. Gene Ontology annotation, molecular function: protein binding. The record is from RefSeq and is a predicted model, not a curated record. The coding region runs from base 1 to 4125 and encodes 1374 amino acids.